Molecule: messenger RNA, 4818 nt
Organism: Colletotrichum karsti
Lineage: Eukaryota; Fungi; Ascomycota; Sordariomycetes; Glomerellales; Glomerellaceae
Exons: 5
Coding region: 1-4818 (1605 amino acids)
Biological process (GO): replication fork reversal
Cellular component (GO): cytoplasm
Molecular function (GO): single-stranded DNA helicase activity; 5'-flap endonuclease activity
Source: RefSeq, a predicted model, not a curated record
AUGCCUCUCAAAAAGUCGUACUCGGAGCAUGUUGGACUCGGGCCAAAGAAUCGCUCGUGGCAGCGAUCCAAAAGCAACCCCGUCAACGCCCAAACCGCACCGCGACCUCUCGCUCCAGUAUCCAACAAGACGAAGAACAAGUUAAAUCAAUUCCAAUUCCAAUCGGCAGACAAAGUAUCUGAGGACCAGAUCACCGACGCCACUCGCGAUGACAUCGCCGUCACCCCGUCGACCAAGUUGAGCUGGCAAGAUUUCAUGGAGUCAAACGUGCCCAAAGAAGUCACACAACCCUCGCCAAGCGAACGACUUCUCUGGAACAACGAAAGGAACACCGGCUACCCCUCUCUCUCACCAAUGAUGCCUAGGAAAGGCCGCAAACGAGCCAGGAGUUCCUCGCCUGUAUCAUCACCCUCGCAUGAACAACCCGCUUCUCCAGCAGUCAACAUUAAGAAGCUGAGCGAAGCACUCAAGUCGCCCCAUGCAGACCCAACCCUGGAGUUGUGGGAUCGAUUUUCCCUCAGCAGCAAUGGCAAUGGCAAUGUCACUCCCUUGGGCAUCACUAACCCUACCCUGGCUCACCUCAUGUUCUCUUCAUCCCCGCGGAAUCCCAACACGGCCGCUGCCACUGCCCCUGCUGGCGAUGCCAGUCUGCGGAGAGCGAUAAGCUGUGGCCUCAACUGGCCCAAGAGGCGGAGGGUAGACCGUUCAGAUGCACCACCGUCCUUGACUAGAACAUUAACCCGGGAAACAACUGACAGUUCCAAGAACUCCCUGGUCACCGCGCUGCUCGACACAGUCACCGGGAGCAUGCAAGAUGGAAGCCCACCGGAGAUAUCAGACCAAUCGCCGGAUCACGGCAUGGAGACGCCGUCUCCCACGAAAAGAAGGGCGGAUACCAUGAGACCACCACCAGUGUCACCCACACCGAGGCCAUCUCGGGUACCAAAGCUACCUCCUCCGGAAAAGAACCCCAGCCUGGGCGUGGCGAAAGACUUGGGAUUAGACAAGCCGGUGACUGCAGUCGCGGCAGAAUCUGACUAUGGCGACGAUGACUUUGACGAGUUCGACGACGAUACCUUCUUGGAGCUCGAGGCCGGCAUGAGUCUUUCCAACCCUCAGCAAGAAGCGGGACAAACUACGCCGGCUGCUCAACUCAACCAAGCAAUCAACCAAGUCCCUAUCGUGCCAGAUGACGAAUUCGAUGACGUGGACGAAGACAUUUUCGAAGCUGCCGAGGGCAUCAUGGAGAGCGCAGAAAUCAACGCCGCACCGCACGCUGCGCCAUCGAAACCUCUGAGAGCAGCCAAGGCUAUGCCUGACACUGUGGAUAACGACCCUGAUGACGUCUUUGGCGAUGAUUUCGGCGGAGACUUCGAUUUCGACGCGGCAGAACUCGCCGCAACUCAGUCCGCUCAGCAGCCCAACGCCACUUCCACAACUGCUACAAGCCAAAAGCCCAAAGCUAUUCAGCGAUAUCUUGUGACCAAUGUCCUAGACAACGUAUACACGGAUGAGCGUGAUCGAUCUAUGACGGAAAAGAUAUUGAUUGUCCAAGCUGAGAACACAAAGACCAUGAAGACAAUCCACCUACGGGGCGAUUGGUACGAAACACCAGCUCACGCCAAAGCAUACGUACAUGUCAUUGGUACAUUCUCACCCAAUGGCCAGUGCAUCAUUGACGACUCUCAAAACAUCUUGGUCUUGCAUCCUGACCAACUGGUUUCCGCAACAGUCGUUGCAGAUUCUUUCAGUUGCAUGAGAAGAGCAGUCCUUCAAGACCGUGUGAAAGCAACUAGUGAAGCUACUGCUCCUCUGGUCUAUGGCACUAUGCUCCACGAAAUAUUCCAAGAAGCUCUUAUGGCGAACCAGUGGGAUCUCAAAUACCUCAGCACAGUUAUCGACAGAGUUAUUGAAAAACACGUCGAAGAUCUCUACAAGAUCAAGGUCGGCACAGCCAUCGCCAGGGAGCAUCUUCAGUCCAAAAUGACGGAGCUGAGCUGCUGGGCAACAGCCUUCGUUUCCUCGCAGCCAAAGCUUGAUGCUAUUGUGCAGGAUCGCAAUGGUAAAAAAGCCAACAUGUGUGUCAGCAAGUUGCUCGAUGUUGAAGAGCAUGUGUGGUCGCCUAUGUACGGACUCAAGGGGAACAUCGACGCAACUGUCCAAGUCACCAUGAAAGACGGCAAAGACCUUAAGACCCUGACCGUUCCAUUCGAAGUCAAGACGGGCAAGCACGCCAACGCCAACCACAUGGCCCAGACAGCUUUGUAUAACCUGUUGCUUUCCGACCGGUACGACCUCGAAAUCGUUUAUGGUAUCCUUUAUUACAUGGAGACAUCUCAGACGAUGCGUAUCCCUACUAUUCGGCAUGAGUUACGUCACAUGAUCAUGCAAAGGAACCAGUUGGCAUGCUACAUCAGAGAGCGCAGUGUCCAGCUGCCCCCGAUGAAAAGGAGCAAAAACCUGUGUGGUAGAUGUUAUGCCAAAGUGCCUUGCUUUAUCUACCACAAACUCGCCGAUGAUGGCGACGGGGAGACGAGCGGGAUGGAUGCGCAGUUUGACGAAGUGGUGAAACAUCUUAGCCCCAAACAUCAAGAGUUUUUUCUGAAAUGGGAGAACCUCUUGACGAAGGAGGAGAAGGAAACACAGAAGCUGAAGCGGGAGUUGUGGACGAUGGUCAGCAAGGACCGAGAGAAGGUGGGAAGAUGUUUCUCGGAUGUCAUCAUUGAAGAAGGCUCAACGUCUGAGGACUUGGGAUCUUCAAAGAUCAACCGUUUUGACUAUACUUUCAUCAAGCGAGUUGCAAGUCCUGGUCAUUCAUUCUUGGAGUCGCAGUUGGGCGUCGGUGAACCCGUCGUCGUUUCCGACGAACAGGGCCACUUCGCCCUCGCUCUUGGCUACGUCACUUCUGUCCGCAAGCAGAGAAUCAGCGUGGCCGUCGACAGGCGCUUGCACAAUGCGCGAAUUCGACAACCGGGUUUCAACGAGUCGGACAACCAAGUCUUCGCCAGCAUCAUGGAAGUUGCCCCAGAGGGCUCUACUCAAGAUCAAUCUCAUGGCAAAAUCAAGGAGGCACCAAUUUGCUACCGACUGGACAAAGACGAAUUCAGCAACGGCAUGGCUACUGUCCGGAACAACCUUGUGCAAACCAUGGCUGAAGGGGUGUUCGGCUCUCGAGAAAUUCGUCGUCUUGUCGUCGAUCUGGUCCCCCCAAGAUUCAAAACGGCGCCGACACAGUACACACUGGCAGACCGAGAGUCCCUCAACGUGGAUCAGCACAGAGCCAUCGAAAAGGUCAUGAGUGCAGAAGACUACGCGUUGGUGCUCGGUAUGCCUGGUACAGGAAAAACGACCACGAUCGCACACAUCAUCCGAGCCCUCACAUCCCAGGGCAAGAGUGUGCUACUGACGUCGUACACCCACACCGCUGUCGACAAUAUUUUGCUCAAGCUGAAGGACGAUAAGACGCCGAUUCUUCGUCUCGGUGCACCCGCCAAGGUUCAUCCUGAAGUACAGCAGUUCGCGAUCCUAGCUGGCCAACCUAUGAAUUCUUUCGAUGAGAUCAAGGCAGCCUGGCACGAUACGCCAAUAGUUGCGACAACUUGUCUCGGUGUUGGGCAUGCGUUGUUCAAUGAGCGCACGUUUGACUACUGCAUUGUCGACGAAGCAUCUCAGAUCACCCUUCCGAUUUGCCUUGGGCCGAUUCGUAUGGCCCGAACUUUCGUUCUCGUAGGAGAUCACAACCAACUCCCACCCCUUGUUCAGAAUGAAGAGGCUCGAGAAGGCGGUCUCGACGUGAGCUUAUUCAAGUUGCUUUCGGACACACAUCCGGAAUCGGUCGUCAACCUUGAACACCAGUACCGCAUGUGCGAAGACAUCAUGACGCUCAGCAACACUUUGAUAUACAAAGGCCGGCUCAGGUGUGGUACUGAGCAGCUGCGGUCCAAGAAACUCGACGUGCCUAACAUGAACGCGCUGAAGCAGUUGCAUUAUGAUUCGACAACAAUCCUUCAGCCGGGCACGCCGAGGUCAUUCUGCACAUCAAUGGCGCAUAACAACUGCUGGCUCCGUGAUCUCCUCGACAGCGAAGCUCGUGUCAGGUUUGUCAACACCGACACCUUGCAGCCCCUCACUCGAGAGGAGGCGAAGGGAAACCGCAUUGUCAACCCAGCAGAGGCACGAAUUGUAACCCAGCUUGUUGAGGGUCUCAUCACGGUUGGCGUACCCGACGGAGAGAUCGGUGUUAUGACCCACUACCGCUCCCAGCUGUCAUUGUUGAAGCAUGGCCUUCGGGGUCGUGUUGGCGUGGAGAUGCACACUGCUGAUCGAUUCCAAGGGCGGGACAAAGACGUCGUCAUCCUGUCGUUGGUUCGCAGCAACGAGGCUUGCAGCAUUGGCGAUCUGUUGAAGGACUGGCGCCGCAUCAAUGUCGCCUUCACUCGCGCCAAGACCAAGCUUCUCGUCGUCGGAAGCAAGAACACGUUGAAGGGUAGUGGGAAGGAAGAAAUGCUGAGCAAGUUCAUCAGCCUGAUGGAAGAGAGGGAUUGGAUUUAUGACUUGCCCACUGACGCCCUGGAGAAUCACUAUUUCGACGAAGCUGCUACACAGCUCACAGCAAGUGGGGUUUCCCCGAUGAAGACGAAGAACCCAAGUCCAAAGAAAGGACUACAACCAAGAAAGGUUUCGAAGCUGGGCCUCGGUAUCGAUAAGGAGAAUCGACGACCUGAGCCCAAGAGGGCCAGAAUUGGAGAGAAGGUGCUGAUGAAGGACAAAGUCAUUCUCAGGGACAUCCUUAACGACAUGACAAACGGUGGUUAUUGA